Triplophysa rosa is the source of this 1303-nucleotide messenger RNA. RefSeq names its product thiamin pyrophosphokinase 1 (gene tpk1). Lineage: Eukaryota; Metazoa; Chordata; Actinopteri; Cypriniformes; Nemacheilidae. Gene Ontology annotation, biological process: thiamine diphosphate biosynthetic process; thiamine metabolic process. The record is from RefSeq and is a predicted model, not a curated record. The transcript has 9 exons. Bases 532 to 1287 code for a protein of 251 amino acids. Gene Ontology annotation, molecular function: thiamine binding; ATP binding; thiamine diphosphokinase activity.
UGUAUGUCAGUGCGAUUUUAACGAUUUGUUUGUAUUGCUUAUUUGAUGUUUCGCGUGCUGCUGAGUGUCAUAAAAAGCGGAUAUGAUUCAGUUUGUUUUAUUUACGUAUAGCUUAAAAACAACCUUCAACCACAAACUUGCCUUGCCUUAAACAUAAAAGCAUAACAAUUUUCCUAUGCUUCCUUGGAGUACUGGUAUUUCCUUUAGGAAAUGCAAAUCGAGUACAUUCUCUAGUCUCUGUAAAGGUGCUCUUGCUUUGUGAUUUAAUUUGAGGGAAUCAGGGAUGAAGCAGUGUUAAUGAAGUUUAUAAUUGUAAUUCGUGCAACCUGAGAAUGAACCCGGGCAUUUCUUCAAAGUAAACCAAAAACUGAUGUCAAACUGAGAAUUUCCCCUGACAAAGUCAGAGAGCCUUGAAAUAUCAGUCAAAACGACUAAUUACAAAACCACCCAGAGGCAAAUAACCACACAACAGGGGCCAUAUUAAUUACACACAUAAUAAGUUGAUGAAUACAGCUGAUUAUAACCAAGGCCAUGGAUGAAGAAUUUACUCCAUUAGAUUGCCUUCUGCCUUCAGGAAAACAAAAGAUAUGCUUGAUUAUCCUAAAUCAGCCGUUGGAUGAGCAGUACUUCCAUGUGCUGUGGAGUAAAGCCAAAAUCCGAGCAUGUGCCGAUGGAGGGGCCAAUCAGCUUUACGAGCUCACGGAGGUGCGUCGUGAGAGUUUUCUCCCAGACUACAUAAGUGGAGAUUUUGAUUCUAUCCGACCAGAGGUCAAGGAUUUCUACAGAGAAAUGAACUGCAAGCUGAUGGAAACACCUGACCAGGACCUAACAGACUUCACCAAGUGUUUGGCCAUUAUGCUGCAGAAGAUCAAAGAACAGAAAUUGCAGGUGGACACAAUAGUAACGCUGGGUGGUCUUUUAGGCCGUUUCGAUCAGAUCAUGGCCUCCGUGGAGACUUUAUUUCAUGCCCAGAAGAUGACCAAUCUGCCCGUGGUUGUUAUACAGGGCUGUUCUCUGGCCUUCCUCCUCCAAGAGAACAGACGGCAUCGGCUAAAUGUGAACACUGGUUUGGAGGGUAAAUGGUGUAGUCUCAUUCCGGUGGGCUGCCCUUGUCUCACCACCACUUCUGGGCUCAAAUGGAACUUGGACAAUCAAUCAUUGGCUUUUGGAGAACUAGUAAGCACAUCCAACACUUAUGAGGACCACGACCCCAAAGGCAGCAGAAAACCUGUGACAGUCUCAACUGACAAGCCACUUUUAUGGAGUAUGGGUAUUAGAACACCGUGAACAAAGCACCCAAGCA